AUGAGAGGUUCUGGUCUUCCCCUCUGCCUUCUCUCUGCUGUGUUUUCUCUCUCCUGGGCACCUUCUGCCAGUCUAAAGACACUCCAUUUGGGAAGCUGUGUGAUCACCACAAACCUUCAGGGAAUUCGAAGUGGAUUUGCGGAGAUACAGAGCAGUGUGCAAACCAAAGAUGAAAUCCUUGACAUCAGAAUCUUGAAGAAGACUCACUCUUUGCAAGACACAACGCCUGCAUAUCAGUGCUGCCUCCUCCGCCACAUACUGAGACUCUACCUGGACAGGGUGUUCAAAAACUACCAGACCCCUGACCACCAUGUCCUCCGGAAGGUCAGCAGUCUCGCCAACUCGUUUCUUGCCAUCAAGAAGGACCUCCGGCUCUGUCAUGCCCAUUUGACAUGCCCUUGUGGAGAGGAAGCAAUGGAAAAAUACAGCCAGAUUCUGAGUCACUUCGAAGAGCUUCAGCCUCAGGCAGCGGUGGUGAAGGCUUUGGGGGAGCUGGACAUUCUCCUGCGAUGGAUAGAGGCGAUUGACUAGGAGGACAGUGAUGCUGCUGCUGAGAGGGCUCCGGGCCAAACCCCUAGUCCUCAGGAGGCAUGGCCCCUAACCUCCAUCCCUUCGUUACAGAAUUUAGUGCUGGCCACCGUGUAUAUUAUUUAUACAUUAUUUGUUCCCUUAUUGUGGUUAUCUUUAUAUGUUCCUGCUCUUAAUCUAGACCACAGCCUUCUAAGAUUUUAGUAACAUCUUUUCUACUGUUGGGUAUAUUUAUUAGUUAAUAUUUUUAUUUAUUUUUACUAUUUAACUUAUUUAUUUUUGUAUUUGAAGAGAAGACUUUUAAAAGCAAUUCAUGGAUUAUAUUUAAAC
Molecule: messenger RNA, 858 nt
Organism: Camelus dromedarius (Arabian camel)
Lineage: Eukaryota; Metazoa; Chordata; Mammalia; Artiodactyla; Camelidae
Gene: IL20
Product: interleukin 20
Exons: 5
Coding region: 1-531 (176 amino acids)
Source: RefSeq, a predicted model, not a curated record